AUGCUGAAGCACAUAAGUAUCAAUUUUGAACUUCUCACUGACAUCGACAUGGUCAUAUUCAUCGAACGCGGUAUACGCGGAAGUCUUAGUCAAUGUUCCAACAGAUACGCGCAGGUCAACAACAAAUACAUGCAGUACGAUCCCCUCGAAACCAUCAUGAAUAACGCAGUUUUUGGUAAAACCAUAGAGAAUGUGCGCAAUCAUGUCGAUGUGCGGCUUAUCACUAAAUGGGAAGGAACUGGCGCUGAGACAAUGAUUGCAAAACCAAACUUCCACAGUCGAAGCGUCUUUUUGAAGAAUCUGGUAGUGAUAGAAAUGCGCAAACUCAAGGUGAUGUUUAACAAACCGAUCUAUCGGUACGGCCCACGCAUACUUGCUCAGCACGUCAAUGACGAUGAGAAUGUAAUGGUAACCUUUGUUGAAUCGUGUAUAAGGACGCAUCUCAACUACAUCCGCCUGCCCCAAGUCAUCGUAUCCGUAAACGAUCAUGUAUCUUCAUGGAAAAUUUCUUCUCGCUGGAGCAUGCAGUUCCUCUACCAACCGUCGCUUCUCGAAGCUUUUCUUCUUCUCAGAUAUGUUUGA
Messenger RNA from Pogonomyrmex barbatus (red harvester ant), 582 nucleotides. RefSeq lists its product as uncharacterized. Lineage: Eukaryota; Metazoa; Arthropoda; Insecta; Hymenoptera; Formicidae. The record is from RefSeq and is a predicted model, not a curated record.